Molecule: messenger RNA, 6325 nt
Organism: Gallus gallus (chicken)
Lineage: Eukaryota; Metazoa; Chordata; Aves; Galliformes; Phasianidae
Gene: MYBPC3
Product: myosin binding protein C3
Exons: 34
Coding region: 148-3963 (1271 amino acids)
Molecular function (GO): protein binding
Source: RefSeq, a predicted model, not a curated record
GGAGAUUCAAGGGGGAGGAGCAGAAUGGGGGCUUCCACCGAGUGGUUCUUUUGGGGGUCUCAAAAGCCCUGCAGUCUUAUUUGUGUUUAGUUCGGACUCUGCUUUCUAGAUUCUAGAUUCAACUGGGAAUUUCAUCAGGAAGUGAAGAUGCCGGAGCCUGCAAAGAAAGCAGUGUCUGCGUUUACCAAGAAGCCGAAGACAACAGAGGUGGCAGCCGGAAGCACAGCUGUGUUUGAAGCAGAGACAGAAAAAACCGGCAUCAAGGUGAAAUGGCAGCGAGCCGGCACAGAAAUUACUGACAGUGAGAAAUACGCUAUUAAGGCAGAAGGAAACAAGCACUCACUGACGAUCAGUAACGUAGGAAAAGACGACGAGGUGACAUACGCCGUAAUAGCUGGAACUUCCAAGGUCAAAUUUGAACUGAAGGUCAAAGAACCAGAAAAGAGUGAGCCAGUCGCUCCUGCUGAAGCUUCUCCUGCCCCAGCUGCCUCAGAGUUGCCUGCUCCACCAGUAGAAAGCAACCAAAACCCAGAAGUUCCACCUGCUGAGACUCAACCAGAAGAGCCAGUUGACCCUAUUGGGCUCUUUGUGACACGACCUCAGGAUGGAGAAGUUACUGUUGGUGGAAACAUCACUUUCACUGCCAAAGUUGCAGGUGAGAGCCUGCUGAAGAAACCGUCAGUGAAAUGGUUCAAAGGAAAGUGGAUGGACCUGGCAAGCAAAGUGGGGAAACAUCUCCAGCUGCAUGACAACUAUGACAGAAACAAUAAGGUGUACACAUUUGAAAUGGAAAUCAUAGAAGCAAAUAUGACUUUUGCAGGAGGGUACAGAUGUGAGGUGUCUACCAAGGACAAGUUUGAUAGUUCUAAUUUCAACCUGAUAGUCAAUGAGGCACCAGUAAGUGGAGAAAUGGAUAUUCGUGCUGCCUUCCGACGCACGAGCCUGGCAGGAGGGGGCAGACGGAUGACUUCAGCCUUUCUCAGUACUGAGGGACUUGAAGAAUCCGGAGAGUUGAAUUUUAGUGCCCUACUCAAAAAGAGCAGUUUCCUGCGCACUGCAAAUCGAGGUGACGGAAAAAGUGAUUCACAACCUGAUGUCGAUGUCUGGGAAAUCCUGAGGAAAGCUCCUCCUUCUGAAUAUGAGAAAAUUGCUUUUCAGUAUGGUAUCACAGAUUUGCGUGGGAUGCUGAAACGCCUCAAACGCAUUAAGAAGGAAGAGAAAAAAAGUACAGCAUUCCUCAAGAAACUGGAUCCUGCUUAUCAAGUGGACAAAGGGCAAAAGAUUAAAUUAAUGGUCGAAGUUGCCAAUCCAGAUGCUGAUGUGAAAUGGCUGAAGAAUGGACAAGAGAUCCAAGUGAGCGGCAGCAAAUACAUUUUUGAGGCCAUUGGGAAUAAGAGAAUACUGACCAUAAACCACUGCUCCCUGGCUGACGAUGCAGCCUAUGAAUGUGUAGUAGCUGAGGAGAAGAGCUUCACAGAAUUAUUUGUAAAAGAGCCCCCAAUCCUGAUCACUCACCCCCUGGAGGAUCAAAUGGUGAUGGUUGGAGAGAGAGUGGAGUUUGAGUGUGAAGUGUCUGAGGAAGGAGCUACUGUGAAAUGGGAAAAGGAUGGAGUUGAGCUGACACGGGAAGAAACGUUCAAAUACAGAUUUAAGAAAGAUGGAAAAAAGCAGUAUCUAAUUAUUAAUGAGUCAACCAAGGAGGAUAGUGGACACUACACAGUGAAGACAAACGGUGGAGUAUCAGUUGCUGAGCUAAUUGUACAAGAGAAAAAGCUGGAAGUUUAUCAGAGCAUUGCGGAUCUGACAGUGAAGGCACGUGACCAGGCAGUCUUCAAGUGUGAAGUUUCUGAUGAAAAUGUGAAAGGAAUCUGGUUGAAAAACGGAAAGGAGGUGGUGCCAGAUGAAAGGAUAAAGAUCUCCCAUAUUGGCAGGAUCCAUAAGCUAACUAUUGAGGAUGUUACACCAGGCGAUGAGGCUGACUAUUCCUUCAUCCCUCAGGGAUUUGCUUACAACCUUUCUGCCAAGCUUCAGUUUUUGGAGGUAAAGAUUGAUUUUGUACCAAGAGAAGAGCCUCCCAAAAUCCACCUGGACUGUCUGGGCCAAUCCCCUGACACAAUUGUUGUGGUGGCUGGGAACAAACUGAGAUUGGAUGUUCCCAUAUCGGGAGAUCCAACACCUACUGUCAUCUGGCAGAAAGUGAAUAAGAAAGGUGAACUUGUUCAUCAAAGCAAUGAAGAUUCUCUGACUCCCUCAGAAAACAGCAGUGAUUUAAGUACUGACAGUAAGCUCCUAUUUGAAUCUGAAGGCAGAGUUCGUGUAGAGAAGCAUGAAGACCACUGCGUCUUCAUCAUUGAAGGAGCUGAAAAGGAGGAUGAGGGAGUAUACAGAGUUAUAGUUAAGAAUCCAGUUGGAGAAGAUAAGGCUGAUAUCACAGUCAAAGUUAUUGAUGUUCCUGACCCUCCAGAAGCUCCCAAGAUCAGUAACAUUGGAGAAGAUUACUGCACUGUGCAGUGGCAACCUCCUACAUAUGAUGGUGGGCAACCAGUACUCGGCUAUAUUUUAGAGAGAAAGAAGAAGAAGAGCUAUCGAUGGAUGAGGCUGAAUUUUGACCUUUUAAAAGAGCUAACCUACGAAGCCAAGCGAAUGAUUGAAGGAGUAGUUUAUGAGAUGCGGAUUUAUGCUGUGAAUUCUAUUGGCAUGUCCCGGCCGAGCCCUGCCUCACAACCCUUCAUGCCAAUUGCUCCUCCAAGCGAACCAACACACUUUACAGUGGAGGAUGUCUCUGACACCACUGUUGCCUUGAAAUGGAGACCCCCUGAACGGAUUGGAGCAGGGGGAUUAGAUGGCUAUAUAGUGGAAUACUGCAAAGAUGGAUCUGCAGAAUGGACUCCAGCUCUUCCUGGCCUGACUGAGCGCACAUCUGCACUGAUUAAAGACCUGGUCACAGGUGACAAACUUUAUUUCCGUGUAAAGGCUAUAAACUUGGCUGGAGAAAGUGGAGCAGCAAUAAUCAAAGAGCCCGUUACUGUUCAGGAGAUCAUGCAGCGUCCCAAAAUCUGGCUGCCGCGCCAUCUCAGACAGACUUUGGUGAAGAAAGUGGGUGAGACAAUCAAUAUAAUGAUACCUUUUCAGGGUAAACCUAGACCCAAAAUAAGUUGGAUGAAAGAUGGUCAAACUCUAGACUCCAAAGAUGUGGGAAUUCGGAACAGCAGCACGGACACAAUCCUUUUCAUCAGAAAGGCAGAACUUCAUCACUCAGGAGCAUAUGAAGUCACUCUUCAAAUAGAAAAUAUGACAGAUACAGUUGCAAUAACAAUUCAAAUCAUAGAUAAGCCUGGCCCUCCUCAGAAUAUAAAACUGGCAGAUGUUUGGGGAUUUAAUGUUGCCCUGGAGUGGACACCUCCACAAGAUGAUGGCAACGCACAGAUCUUGGGCUACACAGUCCAAAAAGCUGACAAAAAGACAAUGGAAUGGUACACUGUUUACGACCACUACCGUCGUACAAACUGCGUAGUGUCAGACCUGAUCAUGGGAAAUGAGUAUUUUUUUCGAGUCUUCAGUGAAAAUUUGUGUGGAUUGAGUGAAACUGCUGCAACUACCAAAAAUCCUGCCUAUAUCCAAAAAACAGGCACCACUUACAAGCCACCCAGUUACAAAGAACACGACUUCUCUGAACCUCCUAAAUUCACUCACCCUUUAGUAAACCGGUCUGUGAUUGCAGGAUACAACACUACACUCAGCUGUGCGGUGAGAGGAAUCCCUAAGCCAAAGAUAUUCUGGUACAAAAACAAAGUGGAUCUCUCUGGGGAUGCCAAAUACCGCAUGUUCAGUAAACAGGGCGUACUGACCUUGGAGAUUCGGAAACCCACUCCAUUUGAUGGAGGCUUUUACACCUGUAAAGCUGUUAAUGAGCGUGGUGAAGCUGAAAUAGAGUGCAGACUCGAUGUCAGAGUACCUCAGUAAGACUCUGAAUCUCCAUUCAUUCGCACAUCAAGCCUUGGAAUAGAAUUUGAAGAGAUGAAAAAUGAAGAGAUUAAAGAAGGAUAAUUUCACUUACACCUAAGAGUUCUGCACAUGUUAAAAGUCAUUUAAUGUGUGGGUUGCUCCAAAAGUAACGUCGUGGGCUGACAUCACAAAAUAGGAAGCAUUGCUUUUGGAGCAGCCCUCAUACAAACAAAUUAUUUCUAAUACUGAAUCACCUUUCCUUAUGUUGAUCUCUGCACAGUAGAAAGUAACUCCCAGCCCUUCUGCUUUUACUGCCAAGGCUUGAAAUACUCACUUCCAUGUUCUGGAGCAUAUAUUUAUAGAAGCAUGCCUGAAAUACACCGUUUGAGAAUCUAUGGAUUAGGGUACUGCUCUUUUUUAUACAGGAAGUGGUUUAUUUGAUAAUUACUCACUACUGUUUUUCUAGUUUUUGAAAAGACACCCACAUAGACUUUCAGGUAUUAGAUCUUUCUGCUGCCAGUCAUAGACAUUACCCUUAUCUACAGAGAAAAUGUACAUUAGAUGAAACAAUGAAAGAUGCAAAGAAAUACUACGUGCACAUUAAAAAAGUCAGAACAAAAAGCUUGUAAUAAAUGCAACAAAUUUAUUGUCAUCAGAUGCCACUGGAGGCUUCUGAAAGUCUAUGAAUGCUAUGUAUAUUAUUGCAGAUAAUUAUGUCUAACCACGAGAAAUUGAGGAAAUUGUAGCAUUUUUUGUUUCUCAUCUAUUAGUUCAAAUAGGAUUUGUGGGUGGGAAUUUUUGGACCUGCAUUAGUUUCUGGCUGGAAAGUAUUUUUUCACUAAAUCACAAUAGCAGAGAAAGUGGGAAGAUGAAAUUAAUCCAGGAAACAGCAUGCUUCGGAAGAAUCAACAGAAAGAGCUGAAAUAACACUAUUCCCCUACCUCCAACAUGUCAGUUGAGAAGGUAAAGCAUGUCUGACACAGCACAUCAGUUGCACUAAACAAGCAAUCGUAUCUUCAUAAUUAAAACACUUAUGUAAUGAGAUUUGUAUUUUGGUUAUUCUAUUACACUAUCAGAACAAGGGCAGACCUUGAACACCAGUGUCAACAUUUGUCUGCAAUACACUGCUGUUACUCUACAAAUAAAUAAGAGUGAUGGAAAACACGCGAAGAAGUUUACACUGUUUUGGUCGUUCUUCCAAGCAACACUGUUAUUCUAAAAGUAAUAUGUAACACAUAGAAGUCAGAGAUGUCCUACAUCACAAAUAAUUUUUAUUACCUACUAUUAGAAUGUUAAGUGGAUUUACAGGAUCAACCCAGCAUCUGUGGGCCAACAGCUAUGGAAAAGCAGAGACUGAAUUGUGAGAGCUUAGAUUACAAAGGACAGUUUAUCCUAAAGAGAAGCAGGUGCUGUAACAAAUACUUUGUGUUAUCAAAAAGGUGUUUCAUGAAGAGAACAGAUUUUCAUGCUGUAAUAGGGUACAGUGCUGAAAGAGUACAAAACAAACCGAAAGACACUAAGAAAAUGGCACUUUCCACUUGAAUUUUAGCUAUUCAACAUGAGCAAAGUGCCUUUGGGAAAAGCAGUACUUCCAAAGUAAACAUUUAUUUCCCUCUCAGCUGUGAAAAGAAGUACACUGUAUUAAAUGUCAGUCAAUCAUAUUUGUCACGAAAUGUUGUUCAAAUGGUCUUCAAGUCCAGAAUUCUACCACACACAUAGAUAUCUCCCACAUACACGUACAUCCAAAGCUGAAGUUAUAAAAACACCCCAAAACCACUCCAGUUCACUUUCCAAAAACAUGAAUCCCAAAUUCAAAAGGCAAAGCACUGCUCGCACACUGAAAAGAGGAAACGGGGCAAGAUGCUUCCACAAGAUCAGAACUUUCUAAUAGAAGUUCUAGAGAGAUCCUUAGAAACAUCGGUGUGUUUAUUGCUGUUUUCCAACCAUUCUGUAUCACAAUUUAUCUUUUCCAUUUUUGAUGGUGAUCUUGACUGUACAGUUAAUUUGUCGUUAAUUUUGGGUUGUUAAGAAAUACAUAAAUCAUCCGUAUCUUAUUAAAACUAAUAAACUUAGCAGCUUCUCCCAAACAUAGGUGGCUAAGGACAAGAAAGCAUCUCAAUUUCUCCCAACACGCCUGAAGGCCUACAUGACUAAUGAUGGUUUUUAACUUACCUUCCCCUGCGUGGGAUCUCCUCUGCUACAAAAUCAGAUGGGCUUAUGGUUUCUAAAUGCUGUGGCAAGUAUUUGUAUGCCACAGCUGUUAAGUACUAACAGUAGUACUACUAUUAUUUUCUUUUUCGCAAAUAUGCAAGGUAAGAUCAGUUGUGAAAACAUUAUUAACAAAGACCAGACAAUUUAAUAAAAUAAAACAAAUCCACUA